GACCCUACACAAACACAACCAAUGCAAUUGCAGGCCAUGUCCACAACCAUGGCAUCUUUUUCUCCUCCAUCACGCUUCACAGCCACACCUUCUUCCUCUUCUUCUUCUUCCUCACAACACUCCAUACCCCAUCUUCUCAAUGCCUUCCUCCCUCUCCGGCCCAGGCCCAGGCCCAAGAACACUCCUUUGUUGCUCUUCUCUCCCUUGAAGGCUGCUUCUGACAAUGGGGUUGGAACUGCAGUGGAACUACCGCCGCCGACGGAGCAGCAGGCUGUGCCGGAGCCUCCUCCACCGGCGGCGGUAGGGACAAAUGGGUCCGUUGGUGGUGCGGUGGCUGAGGAAGUGAAGUCUGUUGUGAGUGGUUUUGUAGACCCCAGAUGGGUUGGAGGGACGUGGGACUUGAAGCAGUUUCAGAAAAAUGGCAAUACCGAUUGGGAUGCUGUUAUCGAUGCUGAGGCUAGGAGGAGAAAAUGGCUUGAGGAUAAUCCAGAAUCAUCCAACAACGAGAAUCCUGUAGUUUUCGACACCUCCAUCAUACCUUGGUGGGCAUGGAUGAAAAGGUUCCAUCUCCCUGAAGCUGAAUUACUCAAUGGUCGUGCUGCAAUGGUAGGAUUCUUUAUGGCCUAUCUGGUUGAUAGUUUGACAGGAGUGGGUCUAGUUGAUCAAAUGAACAACUUCGUUUGCAAAACUCUUCUGUUUGUAGCAGUGGUGGGAGUUCUUCUGAUCCGAAAGAACGAGGAUGUCGAAACUCUUAAGAAGCUUUGGGAGGAGACAACAUUUUAUGACAAACAAUGGCAAGCAACUUGGCAGGAGGAUGAGAACUCAAGCACUUCCAAAAAAGAGUAGUUGAAUUAAUGUUUCCUAGUUCUUCCUACCCUCAUCUGUCUCUUAAUAUAUUGCUCUAUAGAGACUAGUCAAAAACAAUGGCAGGAAUAUGAAUUUGACAUUGUAUUAAAUUCUAACUCUCAUAUUAGUGCAGAAGAAUUACCCAUAUAGAUUUUGUACGUUCGGAAUGCAAGAAUUUUUUGUUGUGUC
Messenger RNA from Arachis duranensis, 1035 nucleotides. RefSeq names its product light-harvesting complex-like protein 3 isotype 2, chloroplastic. The record is from RefSeq and is a predicted model, not a curated record. NCBI's taxonomy places the organism in Eukaryota, Viridiplantae, Streptophyta, Magnoliopsida, Fabales, Fabaceae. Bases 22 to 846 code for a protein of 274 amino acids. The transcript has 3 exons.